AUGUCUCCAAAACUUGUAAGACUAAAGAAUAAUGAAAUAUGCAUAUUCCUCGAAGUUUUGGAACGUUAUCCAAUUGUUUGGAAUAUCAAACUGAAAGAAUACUCAAACAAACCCAUGCGAGAUGGACAAGUAACAAUGAUGUUAAGCGAUCUCGAAAAAAGGAAUCUGAAGAUGUGUGAAAAUGAAUUUCGACCAUUGCGAAUUUCAGCUUGCAAUGCUCGUGUACAAAGUAUAACAGCAGCUUUUAUAGCGUCUUUUCGUGGUGCCAUGACUUUUGAGAAUGGCCGUUCUCACUCGCUCAACUAUUCGCUUGACGAGAGCGUUAAAGUUGAACAUGGUUCAACUUCAUUACCGCUAGUUGCAGCGACUAUCGUACAACAGCUGGAUCUCGAUGCACAAUGGAGACACAUAUCAACCGAUCAAAACCCAGCAGAUUUGCUGUCUAGAGGCGUAGCUCCAUCGAAGUUAAUGAAUAUGGAAAUUUGGUGGCAGGGGCCUAAGUUCUUACAGAGCCACGAAUCCAAAUGGUCUUGUGGCGAGUAUCAAGUUUCCAAUCAUGUCGUUACAGCUUUACAUGCUAACACUCAAACGAACACACAGCAUUAUGUUGAAGAGAUCGUAUCUCGUUACUCCAAAUUAUCUACUCUGCUCAGAGUAGUUUCUUAUUGUUUUAGGGUAUUAAAACGCAAUCGGCGGCCAAAUAUUCGUGUCGAUGGAGAGGAGGCCAACCAAACUCUAUUAAAAUUAAUAAGAUUAGCGCAAGAAAUGGACUUUCCCUUCGAAAUCAGUAGCAUUAAAUCUGGAACGCACGUAAAAAAGGGGAGAUUAGUAGCAUUAAAUCCUUACUUGGAUGAAAAUUCCAUAUUGCGCGUAGGAGGUCGUUUAAGAAACGCAGAUUUUGAAAUCGACAAAAAAUUCCCUAUUCUCUUGAGCUCUAAGAAUCGAUUAGCCUUGCUCAUCUUUGAGCAAGAGCAUAUAAAUUUAUUGCAUGGAGGCCCUCAGCUUCUUUUAUCUCACACGCGGGAAAGAUUUUGGACUCUUGGCGGAAGGAACUUAGCAAAAAAGGUAGUUCGCAGUUGCAUUACAUGCUUUAAAUCAAAUCCCAGAGCAGCCACGGCUCAAAUGGGUCCGCUACCGCUUCCUCGAGCCUCGCCUUCGCCAACGUUUUACAACACCGGUGUGGACUAUGCCGGUCCCUUUCACAUUAGAGAUAGGAAGGGUCGCGGAGGUCGGACAUCCAAAUGUUACAUUUGCUUAUUUAUUUGCCUCUCCACAAAAGCGCUUCACUUAGAGAUAGUGUCGGACCUGUCCACGGAUUCAUUUUUGGCAGCCAUUAGGCGGUUUACUGCGCGUCGGGGCAAACCUCGGAAUUUAUAUUCCGACAACGGAACUACUUUCGUUGGCGCGAGCAACGAGUUGCUUGAACUCGGAAAAUUCUUACAUAACGAGCUCGAAACCUUGAAUUUAAAGACUGAUGAAAUGGGCGUGCACUGGCAUUUCAUACCUGUUUAUUCACCUCCCAUGGGCGGCCUUUGGGAAGCUGGCGUACUUAGCACAAAGCAUCAUUUGAGGAGGGUCGCAAGCGAUGCGUCUUUAACGUUCGAAGAAAUAUACACUUUGGUAGCAAUAAUUGAGGCAAUUCUAAAUUCCCGUCCAUUGACCCCUUUAUCAAAUGAUCCCAACGACUAUAUACCCCUUACACCAGCUCACUUAUUAAUCGGCCGAAAGUAUACAUCCAUAGCAGAUCCAUCCUUGAACGGAAUUAAGGAAUCUAGGCUGUCAAGAUGGCAACUCAUCCAACAAAUACAGCAACAUUUCUGGACCAGGUGGCACAAGGAGUAUAUAUCCGAAUUACAAACAAGAUUAAAAUGGAAAUGUCCUUAUCCAGCAUUGCCGGUCAACACUCUAGUAUUAAUCAAGGAGGACAAAAUGCCACCCGCACAUUGGAAAAUGGGAAGAAUUGUUGAAUUUCAUCCAGGCACUGAUCACGUGGCAAGAGUAACAACAAUCAGAACUGAAAGGGGCCUUUUAAAACGAGCCCUAGUCAAGCUUUGUCCGCUGCCAUUGGAUUCGGAUAGCGAUUAA
This is a messenger RNA of Mycetomoellerius zeteki, 2085 nucleotides long. RefSeq lists its product as uncharacterized. The transcript has 3 exons. Bases 1 to 2085 code for a protein of 694 amino acids. Gene Ontology annotation, molecular function: nucleic acid binding. Gene Ontology annotation, biological process: DNA integration. NCBI's taxonomy places the organism in Eukaryota, Metazoa, Arthropoda, Insecta, Hymenoptera, Formicidae. The record is from RefSeq and is a predicted model, not a curated record.